CCCCGCCGCAGCUUCCCAGUCCCCGGCGCGCGCAGUCUCGUCUCCAUGGCGACGCGGCGUCUACGGCUCCUCGCUCCCAACACCGAGCCGACCAGGAGCUGGGCUAGCUUUCUGUGUCAACCCUUCAAAGCUAGUCGGCGUGAGAGGGCCACAGGCGGGUAAGAAGCGCCGCAUCGACCACGGUCGCCCUCUCCCCAUCCCAGCGAGCAGCCUGACCCAGUCUUCACCUCGGACUCCCCCAAGCCCGGCGCCUGAGCCCGCAAACUUCUCUGCCUACUCCAGGUUCAGGCUCUGGCGCUCCAACGCAGCCGAGGCGGCGUGCGAGGAGGAAUCAUCUAGAUAAGACAGAAGCUGUAAAGGCACCAAGAUAAGGACAGAAUGACCGAUUGCUAGUGUUUGAUCCAAAGGGUGAAAUGAGCAAAAAUGUAGUCAUUACGGAGCAGGAGAAAAAUAAUGAAUGUUCCCCUGAGGAUACUGAUGAUAAGUUGUCUGAAUCAACAGAUGAUGAUGGUGAGGAUGAUACCAGUGAUGAAGAUAAUGAGGAAGACAGUAACCCUAAUAAGGAUACUCAUGCCCCAUUAGAGUUAAUGACAGAAUUCCUGAGAGCAGAAAUGGGCCAAGACUACCGUUUGGCAAAAAAAUUAUGUCAGAUGAUCCUAAUCUAUGAACCAGAAAAUCCGGAGGCCAAGGAGUUUUUCUCACUUAUUGAAGAAAUGCUGCUGAUGGAGAAAGCUCAAAAUCUGGAGGAAGAUGAUGAAGAGAGUGAAGAAGACAGUAGCGGUGAGAGUGAAGGGGAGAGCAGUGAGGAUCCAAGUGAAGAAAGCUCUGAUGAAUGUGAAAAUGGGUGAUGACAGUUGCUGCUAUAGUUUAAUCUUCAUGUAUGUUCAUUACUGUAUACUAUGGAAAUAUAAAGAAGAGAGCUGCA
This is a messenger RNA of Eubalaena glacialis (North Atlantic right whale), 925 nucleotides long. It is a transcript of the gene ERICH2, whose product is annotated as glutamate rich 2. The transcript is spliced from 7 exons. Lineage: Eukaryota; Metazoa; Chordata; Mammalia; Artiodactyla; Balaenidae. The coding region runs from base 414 to 848 and encodes 144 amino acids. The record is from RefSeq and is a predicted model, not a curated record.